This is a messenger RNA of Prunus armeniaca (apricot), 861 nucleotides long. Lineage: Eukaryota; Viridiplantae; Streptophyta; Magnoliopsida; Rosales; Rosaceae. The record is from the annotation of a GenBank genome assembly.
AUGGGACAAGCUCUUGGUUGUGUUCAAGUGGACCAGUCUACUGUUGCUAUCAGAGAAACUUUUGGGAAGUUUGAUGAUGUGCUUGAACCUGGUUGUCACUGUUUGCCUUGGUGUUUGGGUAGCCAGAUAGCUGGUCAUCUCUCUUUACGUGUGCAGCAAUUGGAUGUUCGCUGUGAAACAAAGACAAAGGAUAACGUUUUUGUUACUGUGGUUGCAUCUAUUCAAUACCGAGCUUUAGCUGAGAAGGCUUCAGAUGCCUUUUACAAGCUCAGCAAUACCAGAGGGCAGAUCCAAUCUUAUGUCUUUGAUGUUAUCAGGGCAAGUGUUCCGAAGUUGGAUCUAGAUUCAACCUUUGAGCAGAAGAAUGACAUAGCCAAAGCUGUUGAAGAAGAACUUGAAAAGGCCAUGUCACAUUAUGGGUUUGAGAUAGUUCAAACACUAAUUGUGGAUAUCGAACCAGAUGAGCAUGUGAAGAGAGCAAUGAAUGAGAUAAAUGCAGCUGCAAGGAUGAGGUUGGCUGCAACUGAGAAAGCUGAAGCAGAGAAGAUAUUGCAGAUUAAGCGAGCUGAGGGAGAGGCAGAGUCCAAAUAUCUGUCAGGGCUUGGAAUAGCAAGGCAGCGCCAGGCCAUUGUGGACGGGCUGAGAGACAGUGUGCUGGCCUUCUCUGAGAAUGUGCCAGGGACAUCUUCAAAGGAUGUCAUGGACAUGGUUCUGGUGACCCAGUACUUUGACACAAUGAAGGAGAUCGGUGCAUCCUCAAAGUCCAAUUCGGUUUUCAUCCCACACGGCCCUGGUGCUGUGAGAGACAUUGCUUCACAGAUACGAGAUGGCCUCCUUCAAGCAAAUCCACCUCAGGUGUAA